AUGAUGUCCAACUGCUGUGUCACCAAUAGCUCACCGGCCUCCAUCAAGAGCUGUCCCCGGCCCUCUUCUGUCUGUUCCAGCAUUAUGAACUGCCGGCCUGAGCUGUGCCUGGGUUAUGUCUACCAGCCCAUGACAUGUAUGCCUUCUGUCUGUAUGUCAACCACCUACCGGCCAUCCAGCUGCCUCUCCAAGACCUACCUGCCCAGCUCCUGCCGGCCUAGCAGCUGCCGGGCACCCAGCAGCUUCUCCAACCCCAUGGGUACCCUUGGCUUGUAUUAUGAAGGGACCUUCAAUGGCAAUGAGAAGGAGACCAUGCAGUGGCUGAACGACCGCCUGGCCAAAUACCUGGAGAUGGUACGGCAGUUGGAGCGGGAAAAUGCCAACCUGGAGAGCAAGAUCCAAGAGGCCUACGAGUCUCAGGUGCCCACUUUGUGUCCAGACUACCAGUCUUAUUUCCGCACCAUUGAGGAGCUCCAGCAGAAGGUGCUGUGUACCAAGGCAGAGAAUGCCAGGAUGAUUGUACACAUUGAUAAUGCCAAGCUUGCUGCAGAUGAUUUCAGGACCAAAUAUGAGACGGAGCUGUCCAUGCGGCAGCUAGUGGAGGCUGACAUCAACGGCCUACGCAGGAUCCUGGAUGAGCUGACCCUGUCUAAGGCUGAUCUGGAGGCCCAGGUGGAGUCCAUGAAGGAGGACAUUAUGUGUCUCAAGAAGAAUCAUGAAGAGGAAGGCAGUGCCCUUCGAAGCCAGCUUGGGGACCGCCUUAAUAUCAAGGUGGAUGCUGUGCCCCCAGUGGAUCUGAACAGGAUGCUGGAAGACAUGCGAUGUCAGUACGAGACUGUGGUGGAGACCAACCGCAGGGAUGUGGAGGAAUGGUUCAACAUGCAGAUGGAGGAGCUUAACCAGCAGGUGGCCACGAGCUCGGAGCAGCUUCAGAGCUACCAGUCAGACAUCAUUGAUCUGAAGCGGACAGUUAACACUCUGGAGAUUGAGCUGCAGGCCCAGCACAGCCUGAGGGAUUCUCUGGAAAACACACUGACUGAGACAGAGACCCGCUAUAGCUCCCAACUGACCCAGCUGCAGUGCCUGAUCACCAAUGUGGAGGCUCAGCUGGCUGACAUCCGUGCUGAUCUGGAGCGUCAGAAUCAGGAGUACAAGGUGCUGCUGGAUGUUAAGGCUCGACUGGAGAGCGAGAUCAAUACCUACCGGGGUCUGCUGGAGAGCGAGGACUGCAAGUUGCCCUGUAACCCAUGUUCCACUCCUUCCUGUCCUCCUUGUGUGCCCUGUCCACCCAGUGUGCCCCGCACGGUUUGUGUGCCCCGCACUGUCUGUGUGCCUUGCACACCCGGUCUCCAAGGCCGCUACUAA
Molecule: messenger RNA, 1365 nt
Organism: Orycteropus afer afer
Lineage: Eukaryota; Metazoa; Chordata; Mammalia; Tubulidentata; Orycteropodidae
Gene: KRT32
Product: keratin 32
Exons: 7
Coding region: 1-1365 (454 amino acids)
Molecular function (GO): structural molecule activity
Source: RefSeq, a predicted model, not a curated record